UUUAACUCUCGUAGCGCACCUCACCCCAACCCAGCGCAUCAGGAUUGUUUCUCAUGAAAUCAGAGCUACAUGAAUCGGUUAUGAUUAUGUCUUUUACGUUAGCUAGGCCUGCAUGUAAAUUAGCGGAAAUUAAUUUAGUUGUUACUCGGAUUGGGUAAUGUUAGGAUCAAGAAAAUAUCUCUAAGAAAUUCUUAAUUCAUAUCAUAUUUAAGCAUGACCUCUCGUGUGCUUACGAGGAACAACAAGAAUGGAUAAGGCAACACAAAUUAUUGCAGAAUCUGCACAGAUAAACGCAAUAUCUGCUGAAGAGUUGUGUCAUGAAUUUGAUGAAGGAGAGUGCCAGGAGGAAACUGGACAUAAAUCCAUAAAACUGUCAGCUGUUUCAGAGCAACAGAUCAUGACAUAUCAAGUUCCUGAAUGCAGAGAAGAUACUGAAUAUGAUGCAGUAUUAGCAGAAAAUCUUUACAAUUUUGAGAAAUACAUUGAGGGUCCCAGUCUACCAGCUCCAAGUCUCCAUCAUGAACAGCAAAAAAUUGUUACAUAUAAUCCCUGGUGUUCAGUAGGCCUACACCCUAAACAUGAAUUCAUCUGGAGGUGGCUCAUUGGUCAUCAGAGGAGUUUACUUAGAAACAUUUUCCCCCGCAUUGCAUUGCUUAUCCCUCAUCAGGAUUGCACAGAUAGUAAGGACAUUGUUCCACUUUUAGGAAAAACAGUGUACAUGUCAAAAAAUGAGGAUGAGGACUUUACUGGUCAAAAACUGACUGGUUCCCAACUACAUAGGACCAUUCCCCACAGUAGAUUGCAGUCUACCACUGAUCAGGAUUCCAUACAAACCACUGAGUGUGAAGCUACAAACCGGACCCAGUUAGGAAGGCGACUUACACUGUCCAACCAACAGAUUAAAACACAUCUGAUGGAGCCUGAGGUUGGUGGAAUAGAGCGAUCGCCAUCUUUUGGACUGCUAGGUACAGCCUACAAAUGGCCAAUAAACCUAAUAGAACAUCUCCGCAACCAUUGGGAUAAUGGUGGAAAAACGGGUCAGUACCAUGAAGAUCCAUCUCAGAACAUAUUUGGAAAGCCAUGGAAAGGAACAAUUAUUCAUUGUUACAAUGAUAAUGAUGAGUUUGGAGCUCUGCUGGGUGCUCAGGGCUUUGAAGCACAGCCGUCGCCCAGGCAGGGGACACUAAAGGGGGGCAAAGGAACAACGAAGGGCAAACAUGUGAGUUUAAAGGAGCGGAGAAGACUGAAGUCCUCUACAAAAAAACCAGUCUCUUCUAAAAAGCAGUGGACUGGGUACAAACAGAACAAAGGCUGUUAUGAUGUAGGGGGCAGAAAGGAAUCCAGAAACCAAUAUCAUUCUUGUAGGGGUACGAGCCUUUCACCUUACCACUACAGCAGUGUUUCGCCUGAUAUCCUAUCACCACGCCCAUGUGCACCAGUUCCCUCGUUGCCAUCAUUAACUCAGAUUUUUGAAGAUUACUACUCUCGCACCAGCCAAAGCACCAAGGACCACAGGGAGAAAGUUAUAGCGAGAGCCAGAAAGGUCUACCAUCAACGGUGCCUUAACCGUGAGAGAGCAUACUUUGAAGGAGCUAGAGAGAGAACCAGUGCUGACAAGAUGGAAGAGGGUAGAGAUUCUGUGAAGCCUGAACACAAGGCAGAUUUGAUGCUGGAAGUCAACGAGGCACAAACUUUUAAAAGAUUGAAGCAGAACAAAGGUGAUCAAUUCAAAGUAGCUGAAUUUGAACUGAUGCCCUCAGACAUAACAGAGGAUAAGACCAAGAUCAACAAAAUAAAAAAAACUGGUAAGAUAAGCAAAGACAAAAGAAAAGAAAAGCGUAAGGCAAACAAAGAAGAGUCAACUAAGCUGGCACUGGAAAUAGAUGUCCAGAAAGAAAUUGUGGAAGUCACGGAUGAUUCCAACUUUUCUGAUAAAAGCCCUGAGGAAAGUGGUGUGGAAGUAAUAGAACAGGAUGAAGCUCAGAAUAAAAGAAAACAUUGUCAGAACAGUAAUAGCGAUAACAGUAAUGACUCAGAAAGAAAAAUGGGAAAUAUCACAACCAAGUCAGUUACAGAAAAAAAUACCAUAGGAGAUGGUCAUUUUGAGGAAAUGCAUUCAGAGAAUUCCCAAGAUCAGUUAAAAUGUUGCGAAAAUGUGGAGGAAAAGAAUGUGAAACAUCAGAGAGUGAAUGAUGUCCCAUCAAAAGCACCUUCAGUUGCUCCAAAGUGCUACGACUCAGCAACCGAGAUCACGGAGCAUAAUCACACAGACCAGGGAGCUUUAGAUCAUGUCAUAUGCAAGACAUCUCAGGAAUCUUACUGCAGGGAGACCGGUAACUCCCCAGACACGGACCCUGUGGACAGUGUGCCUUAUUCAACCUAUCACAGCCAGUUUAGGAGGCAGAAUGGGGGAACUAGAUUGCCCAAAGGCAGGGUGUCAGCAUCAGACAGGAGGUCUGCAGACUGGGAAAACCUCCAGCAGGGUGAGCAGAAUGAGGCCAACUGGCGCUGGAGGGAAGAUAGCGCUGCCGCUGGUGACUGGGCAUGUCAAAACAAGGCAGAGUUGAGACCAACUGAGAGCCAAAGGAGUAGAAGGAAUCACAGCCGGGACCAGGGAGACACAGACCAAAGCAACUGUUGGCCUUAUGAAGGAAUCAGCUUGUUACGUCUGCACACAGAUAGACAGAGAGUCACAGGUGAUGGGAGUGUGUCUAAUGGGAGAGCUGAAAGGCAGAGGAACAGACAGCAUAGGAAACCAUGCUGCAAGGAGAGAUUGACAGGCCACUUACCACCCAACAGCUCAUUAUCUAGAAAUUGGAGGAGUAAAAAGGGUUCUUGGGAGGCCAACAACGCCGUAUGUGAGUCCGAUCGCCUGUGUGACCCUGCUGUUCUGGUUUCGCCCCCUAAGCCUGAGCCUCACAUCCGGAACCGCCGCCUUUCUCCAGGUUCUGGUAUUGGUGGUGGAGGGGGAGGAGGUUGCUCUGCGGGGCCUGACAAGCAACUCAGACAGGCUUCCCCAUCGGCGCUCGAGGCUACUCUGAACGGGACUGGCCAGCCAUUCACGUUUACUCACAGCCGCGAGAGGGAGCGGCGGGGCCACACCAGAGGCCGCGGCCCCCGGCGGGAGAGCCUGAGGGUAGGCGGGCGCCCCGGCAGUGACAAAGCCCCGAGGCCCGGCCCCGUCCAGAAGGCCCGGUGGGUGGAGGACAGCCUGUCUCUGCUCAAGCCUCCGCCAGCCUUCCCCGUGAAGGACAGCCCUGCCAAACUGCAACCGGCCGUGAGCUACGCUUCCAAGGUGAAGGCAGGGGGCGGCGCGUCGGGGGGCACCGAGGAGCCCCCCGGCAUCGGAGUGCUGCUGCAGAACCAGUGGGGGCUGAGCUUUAUUAGCGACGGGCCGGCCGAGAACAGUCCCUCCGCGGCGGCCCCGGACCUAGCCCAGAUCCCAACCCCCCAGGCCACGCCAGAAACUGCAGCCAACCACCCCGCUCCCCCCUCACGCCCCCUCACAGGAGAUAUGGACUCUGAAAAGCCUGCCCUCACCACCCCUCCUGCCCCUGCUACGUCCUCUUUCUCCAUGGAGCUGUGCAACAGACAGGACGAAAGCUCCGGAGAGCUGCUCCUCACCUGUCGCCACCUGGUAGAGGCUAUGCAAUACCACGUCCAAGAAUGGAACACUGUGUACAACAGACAGAAAGAAGAUCCAGAAAAGGUGGUCUGGUAUAAGAACUCCCUGGAGCAGCCGGCCUAGCACCAGGAUGCACAGAACACUUUUUUUCUUUUUUUUGUUUUCUCCUUACAUGUACACAUGAAUACACCUGUAUGUACAACCAUGCUAUUGCUCUCACAUAUGCGUACACACACACACACACACACACACACACACACACAAAACAUAUACACACUGACACACUGCACUCAGGUUGAUCUUUUUCACACAUCCCACACUGAAACACUUUGAUCCUAUCCCUUGAAGAGAGAAUUAAGUCUUGGACUUCUCGGUUGCCUUACAACAGAGCCUGCCUCAGUGAACUUGAUUUCAUGUACAUCGCUCGAAUGGAUAGCCUCAUCGGUCCCUUCCCCCCCUUUCUUUUUU
Messenger RNA from Sardina pilchardus (European sardine), 4093 nucleotides. RefSeq lists its product as uncharacterized. Bases 248 to 3748 code for a protein of 1166 amino acids. Gene Ontology annotation, cellular component: nucleoplasm; cytoplasmic stress granule. Gene Ontology annotation, molecular function: RNA binding. The transcript is spliced from 10 exons. Lineage: Eukaryota; Metazoa; Chordata; Actinopteri; Clupeiformes; Clupeidae. The record is from RefSeq and is a predicted model, not a curated record.